Anopheles merus is the source of this 973-nucleotide messenger RNA. Its product is annotated as microfibril-associated glycoprotein 4-like. The record is from RefSeq and is a predicted model, not a curated record. The transcript has 2 exons. Bases 62 to 913 code for a protein of 283 amino acids. NCBI's taxonomy places the organism in Eukaryota, Metazoa, Arthropoda, Insecta, Diptera, Culicidae.
ACCGUGCAUCGCAACGGACCGAGUUAAUUUCUCUCGGUAAAAUUGUACAGCAAGUUACACGAUGAAAUACAUAAACAUAAUAAAAGUUGCAGUUAUCUGUGCUCUGUGUAUAUCCCAACUGGAGGCAGCCACGACGUUAUCAGGAUUUGGAUUUGAGCUAUUGCAAUCGCAGUUGGUAGCAUUUGAAUCACGUAUGCAAACACAACUGGAACAACUGCAACUCAGCGUGAAGCAAACUCAACUCGAGCAGGAACGUCUGAAACAAGAAGUUUUUCAAAAACUCGCACAUCAAGAUUCUGGAGUAUAUUUCGUGCAACUUAUCCGAUUUUCCAACGACUCGUUUGAAGUGUUUCGCGAUGGGUCGAACAACCAUGGCUACGGUAGCAAUUGGACCGUCUUCCAGAGAAGAUUUGAUGGUUCGGUUGAUUUCAAUCGCAACUGGACGGAUUACAAAAACGGAUUCGGUAAUUUAUGGGGUGAGCAUUGGUUAGGCCUCGAGAAACUCAAGACAAUACUGGACACAGAACGCCAUGAGUUGCUCAUAGUGAUGGAAGACUUUGAAGGUGUAACGGCUUUUGCGAAAUACGACAACUUUAUGAUCGGUAAUGCGAGUGAAAAAUAUCGGCUCAAAUCACUUGGCCUACACUCAGGCAUAGUGGGUGAUUCGUUUAGCAGCCAGUUGAAUUGUAACUUCACUACUUUUGACCAAGAUGCUACUACCUUAUGUGCUGCAACUUUUAAAAGUGGCGGGUGGCACUCCAACUGCUAUCAAAGCAACCUGAACGGUAUAUACAUGAAGGGUGGGAAGCAGGAUUCAAAUAAAGGAAUACACUGGUAUUACUUCCGAGGCUAUCGUUAUUCAUUGAAGGCUACCAAAAUGAUGAUACGGCCGUAUAAGCACGAUAAAAAAUAAUUGUAACUAUACAUCAAAACAAACAGUUUUAAAAUCUAUUGAUAUUUAAAAAAAAUCAUA